GAGGUAGUUACCAUUUAAUAACUAGUAAAUAGUAUAGCAUUUUUUUUUCAUACCUAUAGCUAUGCAUCUUCAGGUUUACACCGAAAACGGUAAGCGAGUUUAUACCCUCAAGAAAAUUGACCCAUAUGACAAACCCACACUUAGUGCUCACCCUGCUCGCUUCAGCCCUGACGAUGCGUACAGUCGUCACCGUAUUAUAAUCAAGCGUAGAUUCAAGGUCCUUGCCUCUGAGAAAAAGCCAAAGCCCCUUUAAAAAUUAAUCAUAAUCUCAAUUAAAUACAGUAGAGGGGUUUCUAAAGGAGGAAAUAUCAUUUUAUAAUAAAAAUAUCUCUUAUGCAGUAACAAGCUAAUGAUGUUUUGAAUCAGAACUUAAUUUUUUAAAA
Molecule: messenger RNA, 383 nt
Organism: Phytomonas sp. Hart1
Lineage: Eukaryota; Euglenozoa; Kinetoplastea; Trypanosomatida; Trypanosomatidae
Source: the annotation of a GenBank genome assembly